AUGGAAGAACGACGAGUCGCAUCCUUCAGCAUCGACGUCUUUGCCGACAAGGCCAACGCCAAAGACGUCGUCACUGCCAUUCUUCACACCAUCUUCUGGUAUCGCAUCUUCGCCAACCUCGAGCCCUCGUCGCACGAUGUGCUAGACAUUCCCAUACCCUGGAUCCAGGACGUCGACCUCCAAACGCUUGUUGAACAGCGCGUUGAUCAGUUCGUCCGUCAGGUCGACGCCGACUCCAACGACCAGAAUCAAAACACCCGCGGCCAGCUUGUCGUACAGUUCAGCGAAAGGGAGCGCAGAAGAAAGAAGGGCUGGUUCGGCGCAAAGGAUGAGGAUCUGGUCUGGGAGACGUGGACGCUGAACAUUGCCCUCGCUUCCCCGCGCACUCAUCAAGAAGCGGCCACCUCCCGACGAGCCAUAGAAAGAUCCCUCAGCAACGCCGUCCUCAAGAUCACCGAUAUCGUACAACAGAACAAAGACCAUGUCCCGCCCAUUACCACCCAAGACACGAACACUUUUCCGUAUCAUAUCCUGGUCAACCCUAAGAACGACGGCUGGGGCCAGCGUAUGGGCAUUUUCUAG
Molecule: messenger RNA, 582 nt
Organism: Aureobasidium musti
Lineage: Eukaryota; Fungi; Ascomycota; Dothideomycetes; Dothideales; Saccotheciaceae
Source: the annotation of a GenBank genome assembly